Penicillium salamii is the source of this 1368-nucleotide messenger RNA. The record is from the annotation of a GenBank genome assembly. NCBI's taxonomy places the organism in Eukaryota, Fungi, Ascomycota, Eurotiomycetes, Eurotiales, Aspergillaceae.
AUGGCAGACGCAGAUGAAGAAUUUCUGCAGAAUCCUGCAAAUGCUUCUGUACAGCCUGAGGUUGACCUGUCUGACGAGACACAGGACUUUCGCUUCCUCAACAACCUGAACAUCUAUGCAGACUCAGGCAGUCUCCCGCGUCGUGGAGAGAAGGACUUUGAGCCUAAUCCAACAGAACACCAAACUGGCGUCCUUUCCGAGUCGCGCAGGGCGAUGCACAAUGCCCUCUCAUUUCCUCGUCUUCAUAGCACAAAGGCCCAUGUUAUAGCGUUCUAUGCACCAGAUGGAUAUACCCCGCUAGCCGAAAUUCCUCCACCGAAAGCCCCACAACAAACAGACAAGAGUACAGAGUCAGCUGAGAAGCCCGCAAGGCCCACGCCGAGGUCUGCUAACAUCAACCCCGACGUAUGUGUCUAUGUGCCCAACCCAAAAGGUCCUUUCUUCAAAUCAGUUGGCCAGAGUGACCGUUGGAAUCGCCUCUGGUUAUUACCCGAGGAAGCUUUAUACCUUAUUGAGAGAGGCAGUUUGGAUAUCAGAUGGCCCAGCCCGACCGAUCCUGCAAUCCCUGGGGAGGACGGCCUCUCUAUACCAAUGAGCUUGCAGGCUGCAUGGGCAUCCUUCAUAGGACAUGGUGGUCUGACUCUCGAACGAUACUCUGUUUAUAGCGGCCUUAAACGCCUGGGAUACACGCUCGCUCGAGCUCCUGGGUGGUGUGAUGAAGCGGAGCAACGAGAACAUGAGCAGAAUCUUGCUCCUAGCCCAAGCUAUAAUGAGAAUAUUAUACCAAAGCUGCGCGGAGCUGGCCUAGCAGGUAUCCUAGGAUCAUUGUUCAACUGGAUCCACGAUCCUUAUUCAACAGCCUCGACAACAUCCGGCCCAAUGAUUGGCACCGGAAUCAACCGUCACUACAUGGAUGUAUACCGCAAGCUCGCAAUUAUCCCAUGGUACGACCCCAUCACUGCAUCCCCCUCAAACCCCUCCGAUACUACAGCGCCAUUCCGUGUCGUGUUCCACGUCUGGAAGCCCUCGACGCCCGUCAAAAAAUCAGCACCACCCACCCCCGAGUUCCGUGUCGCGGUCCUCAGCACUCGUGAUCAAACUACCAUGCCAAACAUGACACAACUCGGCGCAUUGCUUGAAAGCACACCCCUCGAUCCUCCAUCCGGAGAGAAGAUGGAGCGGAUGAUGUAUAUGAGACUACGACAUGGAUAUCGCAACGUUAUUCUGGCAGUUGUGGAUCAGGGUGUCGUGAGCUACUUGCGCGUCGCUGACUCGGCAUUUGGGAAGGAGAAGCUGUAUGAGAAUCAAGGUGGACCCCGGGGACCUAAACGGGGAGGACGUGGAUAUCAAAAAUCCAAAAAGCGUUGA